Molecule: messenger RNA, 774 nt
Organism: Adelges cooleyi (spruce gall adelgid)
Lineage: Eukaryota; Metazoa; Arthropoda; Insecta; Hemiptera; Adelgidae
Exons: 2
Coding region: 1-774 (257 amino acids)
Biological process (GO): arachidonate secretion; phospholipid metabolic process
Molecular function (GO): A2-type glycerophospholipase activity; structural molecule activity
Source: RefSeq, a predicted model, not a curated record
AUGCCAAGAGUGCAAAAGUGUAUAACCGGUAAAGGUCUCGUUAAUACACUAAUAAAUAAACUUCCGUUCGAAGCACAUUUACCAGGUUAUAAAUAUUGUGGACCUGGAACAAAACUUGAAAAAAGAUUGGCUAGAGGUGAUAAACCUAUAAAUCUUCUUGAUGAGGCUUGUCGUGACCACGAUAUAGCGUAUUUAAAAAAUAAAGACGUAACAAACCGUAAUUUAGCUGAUAAAAAAUUAGAAUUUCAAGCGUGGGAUAGGGUGAAAGCAAAAGAUAGUUCAUUCGGGGAAAAAGCUGCAGCCUACACCGUUACUAACAUUAUGAAAGCUAAACGUAAAAUUGGUAUGGGUUGUUGCAAAGCUAAAAAAGGUGGUAAAUUAGUUGGAGCAGUAAGAAAAAGAAUAUCUCGAAGAAAGUCUAAAAAAGUUAGAAAAAUUAAGGUACCAAAUCAAAGGGGUUCUGCUAUACCUUUGAUACCAAUAUUUGCAGGACUUUCAGCCCUCGGUAGUCUUGCGUCUGGUGCAGCAAAUAUCUAUAAAGCUGUUAAAGAUUCUAAAACUGGACAAACGAAAAAAAUUGGUAAAGGCUUAUAUUUGAAUGUUCGUAAUGAUGUUAGUAAACAAAACGAUUCUGAAAUUUCUUCUACAAUUGACUUACGUUUAGAAAUAGAAGCUGAUGAUAAUUUAACUGGUGUUAGUGCUUAUUGUAUGUUAAUACACGACCGCAUAGUUGAGUAUUCGCCAUUUACCCGAGAAGUGCGUAAACUCGUAUAA